GGAGAAGAACUGAAAUUUAGGAACUGAAAAUGCCAUGCAAUUUUCACUUUUGCUCUUGCCACAAACUGCUGUAAAAAAAAAAUUAUUGAAGAUUUGUAAUGUUGGACUCGAAGAUGAAGGACGUGUGUCGCAUCUGUGCAAGGGAGCUGUAUGGUAACCAGCGGCGAUGGAUCUUCCACCCAACGGCCAAGCUGAGUCUGCAGGUGCUGCUGUCCUAUGCAUUGGGCAGGGAAAUGACUCGAGACGGCAGGGGAGAGUUCGCCUGCAGCAAGUGUGCCUUCAUGCUGGACCGAAUGUACCGCUUCGACACUGUGAUCGCCAGGGUUGAGGCCUUGUCCAUUGAACGGAUGCAGAAGCUCUUGUUGGAGAAAGACAGGCUCAGACAGUGCAUUGGUGGACUGUACCGCAAAAACAACGCUGAUGAUUUUGGACUGGAUAGCGGUGCUGCGGACUCGUCUGUAGUUGACUUCUCCAGGUUGGCUGAAUCUGAAUACAGUGCUCUACUGCAGGAAGAUCUGACAUACUCUAUUUAUGAGUCCUGGGCUGAGCAAGGCGCUCAAGAGCAGGUUCAAGACCACCAAUGCUCUGUUCACCAUCAAUGCCAUGCGGCAGUGGACGCCACUUCAGGUCCCCGUCCCAGGAAGUGCAAAGGGUGCGCUGCACUGCGAGUGGCAGAUUCAGAUUAUGAGGCUGUCUGCAAGGUUCCCAGGAAAGUGGGUCGGAGCACUUCCUGUGGGCCCUCCACACGGUACUCGGGUAGUGUUCUGGACAGUGCUGAGGAAACCGUCCUAUCCGCUCUUCCACCAGAGCCUGUCGGCGUGAGUCCUGCCUCCUCUGUGGAGUCUUUGGACACCGCUGUAGAUGUCACCCAAGAGUCUUAUGCAAAAGUUCAUCCUAAGACCGUGCAGGGAGAGUCUGAAGAGGAACGAUCUGCUAUCACAAGGCCUGGUUCUGUGUGUGGACUUGAUAUGGCUGUCAGCUUGCUUAAAAGCUUUGAAUAUCACCCUCUCCAGAGUCACAGAGGUAGUCGAAUUCCUGUGCUCCUCAAACCUAAUGCUACAGCCAUGGAGAGUCCUUACCCUCUGCUACAGGUGCCUCCCAUUGGGAUAGAGUGUCCCAUUUCUCCCCAUCUUCCAGAUGCUCCUUCCAGCAUCCAGCAGGAGCUUCAGCUUGAGUUGGCAGAAAUGGAAGACCUGUGGUUAGAUGAGUAUGUGCAGUGCAAGCCACUGGGCCUUCAGAAGAGGUUGAUUGAGGAGCAGCAGUGUCAGCUGGCAGAGUAUGAGAACGCAGCAGGUCAGUGUGUGAGUGAGCUGCAGAAGGCCCAACAGCAGGUCCAGUCUCUCCAGACCAAGAUCCGAGAAAGCGAGGCCAGUAAUAAGAAGUUACAACAGAGGUUCGGGGACAUGGAAGGUGAACUACGCUCUCUCAGAGAAGCAGCAUGCGGUCAGGAGAGAACAAUACAGACCCUGAGUGACUCACUCAACACUAAAGACUGUGAGAUUACUGAUCUCCACCUGCUUAUUGAAGAACAGAAGGAACUUCUGCGCUCCCUGAAGCAACAGAACAACGAUUACCAGCUUCAGCAGCAGGUGUCUGGAGUGGCUCCGAGUCGUCUGCAGGCUGAUUUGUUGGACCUCCAGGGCUCUUUGUUCUCAGCCCAGCUGGAGCUGCAGGGCCUUCGAAGGGCACAGCAGCAGGGCCAGAGGCGAGAAGAAGACCUGGCUCGUGCAAACCAGCGCCUGCAAGCUGACCUGCAGAGAGCCCUGCAACAGCACCAAGAGGGAGAAAGACACAGCCAGGAUCUACAGGGUGCUUUAGAGAAGGUUCGCCUUGAGGUACAACAAAUGGAGGAGAAAUGGAGAGACGAAUGGAGACAACGAGAGAAAGAGGUUGAGGAAGGAGAGAGGACCAUCCGAGAACUGAAGACCUCACUAAAGCAUAAAGAACGUCUGAUAGAAGACUACAGUGAGCUGGUGGAUGCUCAGAAAGAGCCUGUCGGGAAUAGAGACAACCUCAUCCACAAGCUCAAACAACGCAUUCAGGAAAGAGAUAGAGCACUGGAGAGAGCGAUAGACGAUAAGUUCACAUGCAUGGAACAGAAGGAAGACGAGGUGCAUAAACUGCAACUGCUGCUGAGAGAGAAAGAAAGAGACCUGGAGCAACUUCGAUGUGUGCUGUCCAACAACGAGGAAACCAUCACGAGUCUGGAGUUGUUGCUGCGUGGUAAAGGUUUAGAGCUGGAGCAGGUGUGUGAGGCCUGGCGCAAUGCUCAGGGCGUUCAGCGUGAGAGAGAAGAGUCACACAUACGCAGCCUGAGAGAAAGAGACACUUUGAUCAGCCAGCUGCAGAUGUCGCUACACACACGCACCAAAGAGGCAGAGGAGAUGACUGCGGUUCUUCUCAGUAAGGUGUCAGUCGGAACUGGUGAGGUGGCUGAGGAGCUCAAAUCUCGGCUUCAGCUCAAAGAGCGUUUGUUCCAGGAGCUGCUGUCAGACCGCAGCAGACUGACUCAAGAGCAUCACUCACAGGUCCAAGACCUGCUUAACACUAUCAGUGCACGGGAGCAGUACAUCAAGGAUUCUGCAGGGCGUGUGGGUCAGGUGAUGGCUGAACAGACCGCUCGAUUGCAGGAGCUGCGUAGGCAACUUGGGUCAGCUAACCCACAGUUGACUGAAGCAGACAUACAAACUCUUCAGGAUGAACUCCGACUGACUCUCCGCAGAGAACGAGAGGCCCAGAUCCGGCUUACCACCAUGCACGCCACCCUGGCUUCCCACCAAGACCAACUCAAGACUCAGGCUUCAGAUAUAGAAGCUCUGACCAGGAGUAUGAGCAUCAAAGAGGAAAUCAUCAAGGACUUACAGAUGCAGUUGGUGGAUCCGUCAGAUUUACCGUUGGUAGAGCGACUGACCCAAGAGCUACAGAUGCUGAGAGAGAAGGUGGAACAUCAGGACGCCACCUGCAUUAAUCACAAGCAGGCUGUUUUGGAUCCUCUGGUGUCCAUGGAAACAGGACAGGAGGCUAAAUCCCAUGCUGAUUUUGGAGGUGUUACAUCAGAUGAUGGAGAGGAGGAUGAUGAAAACUGCAUUAGUGAGUUUGCGGACAGUGCAGAAGACGAGGAGCGCUCCAAACUGACUUCUCAGGCUUUGCUCAGCGUGCAGAGCUGUGAUCAGCACAGAGGUCUUAGGGGCUGCCAGGAUGCAGUAGCUGAGGGUCCAGGGCUGGCGGAGGUCAAGCUUCUGGUGGAGCAGAAGAGGGCAGUCGAGAGAGAACUGAUGGAGCUCAAGUCCCAGUUGGAAAAGGCUGGUUUUUCCUCUCUCUCUCAAAUGAGGAAAGCUUUCUUUACUCUACGCUCUCAAAAUGAAGAGCUCAAGAUUAUGGUGACAGGAAGAAAGCCUCAGAGCGAUGGACAGAAGAGCACUUCAGAUAGGUGCGAUGGACAGCUGGUGGAUGCAGUUGGCAUAGAGCCUAAUGAAAGGCAGGCGGUGUGUGACCAGACAGUGCGACUGAAGUCUGACCUUGAGCAGGUCCAGCAGGAGAGCAAAGAGCUUCAGGAGAGACUCAUGGUGUCCGAGGCCACAGUUCAAACCCAAGCCGAACAGCUUAAAGACUACAGAGAACUCCUCACGGAAACAUCAGUACAGCAGGACAAUAAGCAGGUCCAGGUGGACAUCCAGGAUCUGGGCUAUGAGACGUGUGGCCGAAGUGAGAACGAGGCAGAGAGAGAAGACACCAGCAGCCCAGAGUUUGAUGAUCUGGAGCUGUGCACAUCUCUUACAUAUCGUGAUGGAGGCUCUCAGUGGUGGGCUGGGUCCAGCUCACUGAACUCUGGGAAGACUGAACAUGACGUGACGUACCUGCAGCAGCUGGUAGAGGACCUGCGUGGUCAGCUCUCCCAAUCUCAGGUUCUGAUCCGUAGCUUGCAGGCCCAAAAGUGUGCUCACACUCCAGUCAGCUCUACUCGUAAGGUCAACUGGGGCUUGGAUCACUCUGAGGCACAGAGCACAGCUGAGGAGGACGAAGGCUGGCAGUCGUCUGACGGCUUUGGGUCUCUUCCCCGCCAGCCAAAGCAAGACCGAGAGCUGCAGGAGCUCAUCUCUCGUGUGACAUCACUGGAGGAGCAGCUCAAGAAGGGCAAAGGUCAUGCAGAAGAUGGCAAAGCUGUGAACUGGCCAGGUAAGUUUGACACGCUGAUCCAGGCUCAGGCCCGUGAGUUGUCUCAUCUGCGUCAGAGGAUGCGGGAGGGCCGUGGAGUGUGCCACAUUCUGACUCAGCACCUGGGAGACACCACCAAGACCUUUGAAGAGCUGCUGCGCUCCAAUGACAUCGAUUACUACAUGGGACAGAGCUUCAGAGACCAGCUCUCUCAGAGCAUCUCACUCGCUCAGAGAGUCAGCACCAAAAUCAGCGGCCGGGAUCACUCUGAAGUCCCAGAUGACAAAUCAGGCCAUGAGCUGCUCGCAAUACGGCUAAGUAAGGAGCUACAACAGAAAGACAAGCUAAUCGAGUCGCUACGCUCCAAACUUGACCAGCAGCAACGAUCGGAUACACCUACUAGCAGUCAUGCCCUUUCUGUGGCCACCGACCAAACAGACAGGACCUCUUUUGUAUCAGAUGACCACGGCUCAACCAAUGAGGAUCUAGAGCUGUGCUCCGAACUAGAUGCUCCCAGCGAAUAUGGCCAAGAGGAGGCAACGAGAAGUGUCACAGACUCACGUGAUCAUAGAGGCUCAGCCUCAUUACAUCCAUCCAAUCCACCAUCUAUCACUUCAUCACACAGCCACCAGUCCUCCUCCAACACCUGUCCCAGCAUGCACUGCACACCACAUAGGCCAUUGGAAACCCAGGCACAGACAGGCCUCUCUACUGUACCUCUGUCCAGCUCCAUUUCUUUCUCCACUUCACUGCACUGUCCACAAAUGUCUUCUCCACCUUUGUUUGAUCCUCAAACUCCACCCUUGAGAACCCGUCACCCUUAUGGUGGGGGAUUUUCACUGGCAGAGGUUCACCGAGAGCUUCAAAUGCUCCAGAGACAGCUUGGGAACAGUGAGCCUGCAUCUGAGUGCUACCAUGGUCCUCAGAUCAAACCCCUUCCUGCGUUUCCAUUGGGCUCCCAUACUCAGCCUGACCAUAGCAGCUUACACCCCCUAUCCCAUCAUGCCUUCGAACAGUCACCUUUCAGCAGCCAGCACAGCAGUCCCGCUAUGAAAUCAGGGGCAAGCCUUCUGGAAAGCAGUGCAAUGUGGGAUAUGAUGUAUGGCCCAAGACCUUUAAGACCAGGCACGUAUGGAGACAUUUCCUCUGGUUCCUCUGGAUAUCAGUCAGGCCAUACAGGCACAGACUUAAUGGAAGAACACUUAAGGGAGAUCCGCACUCUCAGGCGGCGUCUAGAAGACUCUAUCCAGACCAAUGACCGUCUGAGACAACAGCUGGAGGAGAGACUGGCCUCCUCUGGGCGAAACGGAGCAGGGGGAGCGCCCACUAACAUCUAUAUCCAAGGCCUUGAUUCUGUCAGUCAACUGUCCAAUGAGAUUCGAGUACUGAAAGAGGAAAAUCAUGCCCUCCAAACCCAACUCCAGCAGGCCAGGACAGACGCCAGUAAAGAGAUGGAGCAGCUGAGAAAGGUGGUGCUGUCUGGGUGUGGCCAGUUGAAGCAGGCGGAGCUAGAGGCGGACCGGUGGGCGGAUCAGUGCAGACAGCUGCAGUCUCAGGUUAGAGAGCAGGCUCAGGCAGUACUCCAGCUCAAACAAGACAAACAGAACAGUCUGGACAACAGCACCAGGCUACAGCAUGAAGUGAAUGUUCUCCAGCAGCAGCUGAGUGAGUCUCAGUGUCUAGUGCACACUCUGCAGUGUGAACUACACGUGUAUCAGAGAGUCUGUGGCACUACUGAGAGCAACACAGGCUCAGGAUCGAGGUUGACCUUUGACCUACGAGAGCGAGAGUCUAACAUACAUUUGUUGGAGCAGCAGCUGAGAGAGAGGCUGGACCGGUGUAUGCCCCAUUCCUCAGCCAGGAAACAGCUCUUCCAUGACCAAUCACAUUCUCCUCCUGUUCGAGAUACAGGGUUCUCCAGCCCUGCUUCACCAGCUGUGGAAACAGAUGAGCCAAAGUCUUCUGCUAGUGACUCAUCUAGGUCUGGUGCUGAGGUCCCUGAUGGCUGCUUCGCCUGCAAGACUGGGCGUCAUAUGAUUGGUCACGUGGAUGACUUCAGUGCCCUGCAGCAGCAGCUACUGGAAGGGAAGACUGUCAUCCGCAGGAUAGAAGCAGCACUGCAGUCCAGCACAGAAGCACCUAACCUACCAGAGGGUUAUAUGAGGAACUUGCACACCAGCACUAACACACUGAAGCAGAUUCUGGAGGAGACAAGCUCUCUCUUAAAGAUGUUCUGGAGGGCGGCUCUGCCCAGCACUGAGGCCUCAGCCCAGCAGCUCAAAAAGGAGCAGCCAUUGAGAAAAGAGGUUGUCGCACUGAGGCGUAAGUUGUCAGAAAAAGAGCAGCUCCUCAGGGACACGAUGGAGAAUCUAAGGACCUCCAGUCGCACUAAAGACAGCAUGGAGCAAUUCAUUGUCACUCAAUUGUCAAGAACACGAGAUGUGUUGAAACAAGCUCGCUCAAAUCUAGAGAAGAAUGAACUCAAGAUUGCCUGUCUAGGCUGCACCCCUCUCCCUUCAUCCUUCUAUUCGGUCCCAUCCACUCCUUCCUGGUCUGAUAGAGGUGAGGUCUCAGGAGCCGCCCUCCAACAUGCCUCCUCUCUUGGUUGGAAUUUCGUGACCACUCACACUCAGGAUCAGCACGAACCAAUGCACACAGGGGAGUGACAUACAGCGCCUCCUACAGGUGUCCCGAAGAACAGACUCUGUGAGUGCUGCUAUCAGUCACUCAGUUAGAACUAUUAGUUAGCUUUAAUAAACUUCAUAAAAACCAACAAAAGCUCUCAAAGUUGCAUUUGACUAGAUUAGUAUUAUUGAUGUUUGGAUUAGCAAUAAUGUCUUCAACCAAAGAAACAUCAUAUUGGUUUGCGUUUAGUGUUAGGGUUUAUAUUGAACCAGCAACACAGUUAACGUGCAAUGAUACUGUGCUACCAGCCUAGUGAUAGACCUGCUACACUGUAAAUGAAAGUCACCCCAGGGACGAGCUGAAGAACGGUGCAAUAUUCAAUCAGCCUGCUACUGAAGUCUUGAAAUUGGAAUAUCCCAAUAAAGGAGAUGUUUGUUUGUCUUGUGUUAUUGCCAAAGUUUGAGUCUGUUGCUUUAAAUGAACUAACCCUCUGCUGUGUUUUGUCCCAUUAAACCUAAUGUACAUUUAAAAAAGAAAAUAAUUAAUUUUCUUGCUUUUAUUGUUUAUUGUUUAUUUUUUUAUUUUGAUUUUUAUCUUUCAUUUGUUGAUGUUUUUUGAUGUAUAAUUUUCCUGUACUGGAGAGUAUUUUUGUUUUUAUUACUUUUUGGUUUUUGGUCCAAAAAAUGGCAGAAGAAAAUCUGUUUUAUAUUUCUAUUUGCUGCAUCAGCUCUUAAUGGACUAUCUUUAUUUUGUUUUAUUGUUUGUUUUGUUUUUAUUUUCAUCUAUUUUAUUUUGUUAUUUGUGUUUUGUUUUGUUUCACUUUUUUCAUUUACUUUGUUACUUGGUUUGUGUUUUGUUUAUUUUUGUUUUGUUUUUAUUUUCUUGUUUUGUUCUUUUUUUAAUAGGUUAAGUUACUGAGUUAGAUAACUUAUUUUGUCAGAUAUUGCAGACAAUUUUGCAAAUUGUAGAUUGUGAGAGACAUUACGCUACACAUGCAUAGCUUUAUUGUUCUGUGUUUCAAAGCCUGUUGCUCUUGCAUGAACCACAUGAACUACGCUGUCAUUUGCAGUAUUUCAGUAUUCCACAAUAGUGCAAGAAGUCCUGGGGUUACUGCUGUAUAUGUGUAAUGAUCAGGUGCCAUUUUGUUUGCUCUGUAUAUUAUGUAUUAUAUGUUUGAGACACCUGUUUGCUGCUGUCAUUAGGUCAGGCAUGCACAUGUUAUGAUGACAUAACAGAGCCAUGGGUCAAUUCAAGUCAACCUUGCACUCAGUGUUCUAUGACAAUCAAAUAAUUCUCAGAGAGGUUUUGAAUUUUGGAAUUUCAUUUGUUUAAAAUAUUGGUAGCAAUGCAAUUUGAUUUUAAAUUUCCCUUUGUAAACAAUGUUAAUUGAGUUAUGGUUGUUAAUAGUGGGUAGUGCAUGCAUAUUUCAUGGAAAGGUGAUGAGGAAACUCAAAACAAAAAGGGACAAUUUAAUAAAAAGGGAAUCGUA
Messenger RNA from Carassius carassius (crucian carp), 8269 nucleotides. RefSeq names its product phosphodiesterase 4D interacting protein (gene pde4dip). NCBI's taxonomy places the organism in Eukaryota, Metazoa, Chordata, Actinopteri, Cypriniformes, Cyprinidae. The record is from RefSeq and is a predicted model, not a curated record. The transcript has 36 exons. Gene Ontology annotation, cellular component: microtubule organizing center. Bases 99 to 6821 code for a protein of 2240 amino acids.